This is a messenger RNA of Ramularia collo-cygni, 1563 nucleotides long. Its product is annotated as related to n-alkane-inducible cytochrome P450. Lineage: Eukaryota; Fungi; Ascomycota; Dothideomycetes; Mycosphaerellales; Mycosphaerellaceae. The transcript is spliced from 5 exons. Bases 1 to 1563 code for a protein of 520 amino acids. Gene Ontology annotation, molecular function: iron ion binding; heme binding; oxidoreductase activity, acting on paired donors, with incorporation or reduction of molecular oxygen, reduced flavin or flavoprotein as one donor, and incorporation of one atom of oxygen. The record is from RefSeq and is a predicted model, not a curated record.
AUGGCAGUUUUUUCCGGUCUCCCGGCCACGGCCCAGAUUCUCAUCGGUCUGCUAUUUGCCUACGCCUUGUACAGCAUCACAGCAUCGAUAACACUAUGGCGUCGACGACAAGCGAUCAAAAGCGAAAGGGGCUGCCAGUCAGUGCCAUGGGCUGCUAACCAAGUAGAUCACAUCUUUGGGAUAGACCUUUUCCUCAAGACCGUCAAAGCUGUGAAGAACCACACUAUGCUGGCAACAGUACAACAAGCGUUCCUUACCACGGAUGUCAAAACUAUGCAAUUUGUUACGCUGGGUGUGCACAUGUUUAGGACCAUCGAGCCUGAGAACCUCAAGACCAUCCAGGCCAUCGAUCAUGCCAAAUGGGGUCUUCCGGCGAACAGGAAGGCUGCUAUUGCGCCGCUUUUCGGCAAAGGCAUCUUUACAAACGACGGUGCUGCUUGGCAGCAUUCAAGAGACAUGCUCCGCCCCAACUUCGUGCGGAGCCAAGUGGGAGAUGUACUCACCUUCGAGAAGCACGUCUCGCCGCUCAUCAAAACCAUUCAAGAAUCGCCCAGUGAGGAUCUCUCUGAGCUAUUCUUUCUCCUCAGCAUGGACAGCGCGACAGAGUUCCUAUUCGGGCAGUCCACCGAUUCGCUUUCGAAGAACUCGGAACAGCGCGCUGGCGGCUUUGGAGAAGCGUUUGAUCAGGCACAGAAACUUGUUUCACAUCACGCUCGAUUUGGAAAGCUCACAAGACUGUUUCCAGCGGACAAACGCUUCAAGCAGAGCGUUGGGAUCAUCAACGACUUUGUUGACAAGUUCGUGAUCAAGGCUCUUGAUGCAAAAUCCCAAUCUGACAGCGAAAAACCUGCAAGUGAGAAUGGUCGAUAUGUCUUCAUCGAUGAGCUUGUCCGACAGACGAACGAUCCGGUCGUCAUCAGAAGCGAGCUCCUUAACGUUCUACUUGCUGGCCGUGACACGACCGCAUCACUCCUAACUAACGUCUUCUUCACCAUCUCCCAGCGACCUGAAAUUUGGCAGAGACUUCAAGCAGAUGUUCAGCAGCUCAACGGCGCACUGCCAACAUUCGAACAGCUCAAAGAUCUGAAGUACGUCAAGGCUGUGCUCAAUGAGUCGCUUCGAUGCCAUCCAAUCGUGCCCAUCAACUCCCGUCAAGCUCUCGAGGACACCAUUCUUCCACUCGGUGGCGGACCCGAUGGGAAAUCGCCAUUCUUCGCUAAGAAGGGCUCGAUCGUAUCGUGGAAUCUGUAUGUCAUGCAUCGACGAAAGGAUCUUUAUGGCGAAGAUGCGGAAGAGUUCAAACCAGAACGCUGGCUAGACAACGCAGAAACUGGACAGAAGGGCAUUCGGCCUACCUGGGAGUACUUGCCCUUUAAUGGAGGAGCACGCAUAUGCAUCGGACAGCAAUUUGGUUUGGCAGAGGCUUCGUACACCGUCGUACGACUGUGCCAGGCGUUUAGCGGCAUCAAAUGCAACGCUCCAGGACCUUGGAUAGAGAACGUCAACCUGACUUGUAUGAACCUGAGUGGAGCAAAGGUCACAUUGACGCCCCGCGCGAUUUGA